Messenger RNA from Pedinophyceae sp. YPF-701, 597 nucleotides. The record is from the annotation of a GenBank genome assembly. NCBI's taxonomy places the organism in Eukaryota, Viridiplantae, Chlorophyta, Pedinophyceae.
AUGCCCCUGUCGUCCCACCGCGGAUGCCGGAAACUGAGCGUUCGGGCCGAGCCGAUCGAAGGACCGGACGACCGGUUCUACUACUUCCGCCAGCCAGCUCCCAAGGACCUCGGCGACGGAGACGCCGGACAGGUGACGCACUUCUUCACGCCCGACGGGGUGUUCAGCAUCAAGGACCGCCGGAGUCCGCGACGCGAGCCACGCGCGGCCCCGCCGCUGCGCCCAGCUGGGCACGAGGCCCUCGCGUCGCGGGACGGGCUCGCCGACGCCCCGCUCGACAGCCUGCUCCUCGGGGCCACCUUCAACCUCCAGGCGACCAACGGCCUGGACGUCGGCCGCCGGCUGCAGUACCAGGGCUUCUGUCGCUGCGUGGAGUCCCUGUACGACGCGGUGAGCCUGGCGGUGGCGCGGCGCGGCGGGGAGGUGGUGCUCGCGCGCACGGAGGUGCGGCCCGGGACGCUGAGCGAGCAGCUGCAGAUGACGGUCGCGGUGCCGCAGCUGUGGUUCGCGUCGCGCACCUCGCGCUGCCUGAAGGAGGCCAUCCUGGAGGGCGGCGGCCUCGUGGACCGCGUGCAGAGCCACUACUUCAUCGCGUGA